Suillus bovinus is the source of this 2760-nucleotide messenger RNA. RefSeq lists its product as uncharacterized. The transcript has 10 exons. The record is from RefSeq and is a predicted model, not a curated record. Lineage: Eukaryota; Fungi; Basidiomycota; Agaricomycetes; Boletales; Suillaceae. Bases 1 to 2760 code for a protein of 919 amino acids.
AUGCCCAUCGCUCGCAGGGACCAUAGUUCUCUCCAGUUUCCCUGCGGUUACUUACACUGCGCACAUCAUUUCAAGUCUCAGGGAGGGCGCAAAAAACACUGGAACACCUCACACUCAAUAUUCGGACCAGCUCCUGCUACCACCAGCGUCUCGCACACCACUACAGUUGAAGAGCAGCCUGAAGUACUGGAUGGCCACUUCUCAGCAGGUCAUGACAACAUCUCUGCAGGCGGUGACAAUUUUCCUGCGGGUACAUCUGACCCAAGUCAGGCACUUAAUGAGCCUGACAUUCCAGAUAAUUUGAACGCAGAAUUUUUUGGGCCGGGUGAUAGAUUAUACCGCAACUAUCACCCAAAACUAAAUGCUCGUCCUUGCGACGUGACAGGACGAUUCCUUGCAGAUGGAGCGCCCCCGACACCACCUCCAAUCAAGUCACCCGAUGACUGGGCUCCAUAUCGAAAUCGUGUCGAGUUCGAGACUGCAGAAUUUCUGUACACGCGCAACCAAAUGUCUGCCGGAGACAUCAAUAUCUUAUUGGAUCUUUGGGCUGCAACCCUCCUCAAAUACAACGACAAACCUCCGUUUGCGGACCACCGUGAUUUGUAUAAAACUAUUGACGCUACGCCAGUGGGUGAUGUCAAAUGGCAAUCCCUCAAGGUCCAGUACACUGGGGAGAAGCCCGAAACCAAUGUACUACCCUGGAUGGACCAAUCUCACGAUGUCUGGUACCGAGACCCCCAUGAGGUUAUUCAGAACAUGUUGGGGAAUUCGGACUACGCUACAGAGAUGGAUUAUCGGCCCUACCGUGAGUAUUUGACUGAUGGCGAUGAACGCCAAUGGCAGGACUUCAUGUCUGGUGACUGGGCAUGGAACCAAGCGGAAACUAUUUCUGAAGAUCCGGAUACACUCGGCUCAACGUUUGUGCCGGUUAUACUCGGAAGCGACAAGACAACAGUCUCAGUGGCGACUGGUGCCAACGAUUACUAUCCCUUGUAUGUAUCAAUCGGGAACGUUCGUAAUAAUGUCCGACGUGCACAUCGUGAUGCCGUUGCCAUUAUUGGCUUCCUCGCUAUGCCAAAAACUACAGAGGAGCACGCAAAAGACUCAAAAUUUCGGAAAUUCCGUCGGCAACUGUUUCAUUCGUCUGUCGCCAAGAUUCUCGAGAACUUAAGGCCUGGUAUGACCACACCAGAGGUUGUACGCUUCGGUGACGGCCACUAUCGGCGUGUAAUUUAUGGCCUUGGACCAUACAUUGCAGAUUACGAGGAGCAGGUUCUACUAGCGUGCAUAGUGCGCAAUUGGUGUCCGAGGUGUAUGUCACAUCCUGACAGUUUAGACACGAAGUCACUGUGUCGUCGACGUGACCAUACAGAAGCGUUAGUUGAAGAGGCAACCUAUGGUGCUUUGUGGAUGGAGUAUGGGAUUGUUGGUGACCUUGUUCCGUUCACAAACGAUUUUCCACGCGGCGAUAUUCACGAACUUAUCGCGCCGGAUAUCCUGCAUCAACUGAUUAAGGGAACCUUCAAGGAUCACCUAGUCAAGUGGGUUGGACAGUAUCUGCAACAUGUCCAUGAAGGUCGGGGAUUCAAACAAUGGACGGGCGAUGAUUCAAAAGCCCUCAUGAAGGUCUAUUUACCUGCCAUCGAAGGUCACGUCCCAACAGAUGUGGUGCGCAUGUUUCGCGCAUUUCUCGAAUUUUGCUAUCUCGUACGGCGCAACAUCAUUACAGAAUCUACUUUAGGUCAAAUUCAGGAGGCUCUUGACCGAUUCCAUCAUUACAGGGAGAUAUUUGAAUCUACGGGUGUUGUCUUCACGUUCUCUCUCCCUCGGCAACACUCUUGUUCCCACUAUGUCCUCCUUAUCCAACUUUUUGGUGCGCCCAAUGGCCUUUGCUCCUCGAUCACCGAGACGAAACACAUCAAAGCUGUCAAGGAGCCAUGGAGGCGCUCGAGUCGCUACAAAGCCCUUGGUCAGAUGCUGGUGACAAACCAGCGCCUCGAUAAGCUCGCAGCAGCACGCAUUGAUUUCAAGAACCGCGGAAUGUUAAACGGCACCUGUCUGUCUGCCACACUCAAGGCAUUAAGUAACUAUCUCAUAUUUUACAGUGAACACUCUUCUAAUAGAAUCGCAGAACGCAAACGCGCACACACUAUACCCGAGCUAUCCACGGAACUCUCUAUCCCCAAUCUCUACAAUGUCCUCCGCCGCUUCCUAUUCGAACAAGUGUACCCAGACGACCAGCACCCUCCCUCUGAAAUCCCGCUUUCGAGAUGUCCUCGAUUUGAUGGGAACAUCCAAGUCUUUAAUUCUGCAUCUUCGACAUUCUAUGCGCCCAGCGACCGCAGUGGAAUUGGCGGUAUGCGCCGUGAGCAUAUUCGUGCCUGUCCUAUUUGGAGAAACGAGGCGCCCCGGUAUGACUGUGUGUUUGUUAACACAGAUGCAAGUGUUGAAGGGAUGGUGGGCAUGGAUAUAGCGCGCUUUUCGUAUCCAUGUGCCGUUGUGCGCUGGUUUGACAAAGCCAGCGACGGACCCGACCAGGACACUGGGAUGUGGAUUGUGACACCUUCGUUUGAUACUGACCAUUCUUUUUCUGUUGGAAUCAUCCAUAUUGAUUCUAUUUACCAUGCCGCACACCUCAUUCCAGUCUAUGGAGCACAAAUCAUUUCACGCGACAUCAAGCACCAUGACUCAUAUGAUGCUUUUCGAGCAUUCUAUCUGAACAAGUUCGCAGACCAUCAUGCUUUUGAGGUCGCAUCCUAG